This is a messenger RNA of Indicator indicator, 876 nucleotides long. It is a transcript of the gene SHOX, whose product is annotated as short stature homeobox. The transcript has 5 exons. The record is from RefSeq and is a predicted model, not a curated record. Gene Ontology annotation, biological process: regulation of transcription by RNA polymerase II. Gene Ontology annotation, molecular function: sequence-specific double-stranded DNA binding; DNA-binding transcription factor activity, RNA polymerase II-specific. Lineage: Eukaryota; Metazoa; Chordata; Aves; Piciformes; Indicatoridae. Bases 1 to 876 code for a protein of 291 amino acids. Gene Ontology annotation, cellular component: nucleus.
AUGGAAGAACUUACGGCUUUUGUAUCCAAAUCUUUCGACCAGAAAAGCAAAGAGAGCAGCAGCGGCAGUGGCAGCAGCAACAAGAAGGAGACGAUCACGUACAGGGAAGUUUUGGAGAGUGGGUUGGCUCGUUCUAGGGAGCUUGGAAACUCUGACUCCAGCCUGCAGGACAUGACCGAGAGCAGCAAUCAUUGCCCGGUGCAUCUUUUCAAAGAUCACGUAGAGAGCGACAAGGACAAACUGAAAGAGUUCAGCACAGGCAGGACGGCGGAAGGGAUCUACGAGUGCAAAGAGAAAAGGGAAGAUGUGAAGUCAGAAGACGAAGAUGGACAGACUAAGCUCAAACAAAGGAGAAGCAGAACCAACUUCACACUAGAGCAGCUGAAUGAGCUGGAAAGACUUUUUGAUGAAACGCACUAUCCGGAUGCCUUCAUGAGGGAGGAACUAAGCCAGAGGCUGGGACUGUCUGAAGCUAGGGUUCAGGUCUGGUUCCAGAACAGGAGGGCAAAGUGCCGAAAGCAGGAAAACCAGAUGCACAAAGGUGUGAUUCUAGGAACCGCCAGCCAUUUAGACGCCUGCAGAGUGGCCCCCUAUGUGAAUAUGGGAGCCCUGAGGAUGCCCUUCCAACAGGUCCAGGCGCAGCUGCAGCUGGAGGGCGUGGCCCACGCGCACCCGCACCUGCAUCCGCAUCUGGCUGCCCACGCGCCCUACCUGAUGUUCCCGCCACCGCCCUUCGGGCUGCCCAUCGCCUCCCUGGCCGAGUCUGCUUCCGCCGCUGCCGUGGUGGCCGCCGCCGCAAAGAGCAACAGCAAGAACUCCAGCAUCGCCGACCUGCGGCUGAAGGCCCGCAAGCACGCCGAGGCCCUGGGGCUCUGA